AUGACCACUCACGUCACGCUAGAGGAUGCCUUGUCCAACGUGGACUUACUGGAGGAGCUGCCUCUGCCAGACCAGCAGCCAUGCAUCGAACCGCCUCCAUCCUCCAUCAUGUACCAGGCCAACUUUGACACAAACUUUGAAGACAGAAAUGCCUUUGUGACUGGCAUUGCCAGGUACAUCGAGCAGGCGACGGUGCACUCCAGCAUGAAUGAAAUGCUGGAAGAAGGCCAUGAGUACGCCGUGAUGCUUUACACAUGGAGGAGCUGCUCACGAGCCAUCCCCCAGGUGAAGUGCAAUGAACAGCCAAACCGAGUGGAGAUCUAUGAGAAGACGGUGGAAGUCCUGGAGCCAGAAGUCACCAAGCUUAUGAAGUUCAUGUAUUUUCAGCGCAAGGCUAUCGAGCGGUUCUGCAGCGAGGUGAAGCGCCUGUGCCACGCUGAGCGGAGGAAGGACUUUGUCUCCGAGGCCUAUCUCCUCACGCUGGGCAAGUUCAUUAACAUGUUCGCUGUCCUGGAUGAGCUGAAGAACAUGAAGUGCAGCGUCAAAAAUGACCAUUCUGCCUACAAAAGAGCUGCCCAGUUCCUGCGGAAGAUGGCAGACCCCCAGUCCAUCCAGGAGUCCCAGAACCUCUCCAUGUUCCUGGCAAACCACAACCGCAUCACACAGUGUCUGCACCAGCAACUAGAGGUCAUCCCUGGCUAUGAGGAACUGCUGGCUGAUAUUGUCAACAUCUGUGUGGAUUACUAUGAAAAUAAGAUGUAUCUCACUCCCAGUGAGAAACACAUGCUCUUAAAGGUGAUGGGGUUUGGCCUGUAUCUCAUGGAUGGGAACGUCAGCAACAUUUACAAGUUGGAUGCCAAGAAGAGAAUCAACCUUAGCAAAAUAGACAAAUUCUUCAAGCAGCUGCAGGUGGUUCCUUUAUUCGGCGAUAUGCAGAUAGAACUGGCCAGAUACAUUAAGACCAGUGCUCACUAUGAGGAGAACAAAUCCAAGUGGACAUGCACUCAGAGCAGCAUCAGUCCCCAGUACAACAUCUGUGAGCAGAUGGUCCAGAUACGAGAUGACCACAUCCGCUUCAUCUCAGAGCUUGCUCGCUACAGCAACAGUGAGGUGGUCACUGGCUCAGGACUGGACAGCCAGAAAUCAGAUGAAGAGUACAGGGAGCUCUUUGAUCUCGCUUUACGGGGACUGCAGCUGCUGUCCAAGUGGAGUGCCCACGUCAUGGAAGUGUACUCUUGGAAGCUGGUUCAUCCCACAGAUAAAUUCUGUAACAAGGAUUGCCCAGGAACAGCAGAAGAAUAUGAGAGAGCCACACGGUAUAACUACACCAGUGAAGAGAAGUUUGCUUUUGUGGAGGUAAUUGCCAUGAUCAAAGGUCUGCAAGUGCUGAUGGGCCGGAUGGAGAGUGUCUUUAACCAAGCCAUCCGCAACACUAUCUAUGCAGCCCUGCAGGACUUUGCCCAGGUGACCCUGCGAGAGCCACUCAGGCAGGCGGUCAGGAAGAAGAAGAACGUGCUGAUCAGUGUCCUUCAGGCAAUUCGGAAGACGAUCUGUGACUGGGAGGGAGGUCGAGAGCCUCCAAAUGAUCCUUGCCUGAGAGGUGAAAAGGAUCCUAAAGGUGGAUUUGAUAUUAAAGUCCCACGACGAGCAGUAGGACCAUCAAGUACACAGGUAUGUAAACAUCCAUCUCCUAGCACUAUGGCUGUGUGUGGUGGUGUUUCACUGCAGGGGGUAACUGCGUGUCGACUCUUUCUUCCACAGCUUUACAUGGUGCGGACCAUGCUGGAGUCCCUCAUAGCAGACAAGAGUGGCUCAAAGAAAACACUGAGGAGCAGCUUGGAUGGGCCAAUAGUCUUGGCCAUUGAGGAGUUCCACAAGCAGUCCUUCUUCUUCACCCACCUUCUCAACAUCAGCGAAGCGCUGCAGCAGUGCUGUGACCUGUCCCAGCUCUGGUUCCGGGAAUUCUUCCUGGAGCUGACCAUGGGCCGCCGCAUCCAGUUCCCCAUUGAAAUGUCCAUGCCCUGGAUCCUCACGGACCAUAUUCUGGAAACCAAAGAACCCUCCAUGAUGGAGUAUGUACUGUACCCCUUGGAUCUCUAUAAUGACAGCGCAUACUAUGCCUUGACCAAGUUCAAAAAGCAGUUCCUAUACGAUGAAAUUGAAGCUGAAGUGAAUUUAUGCUUUGAUCAAUUUGUGUACAAGCUGGCAGAUCAGAUCUUUGCCUAUUAUAAAGCAAUGGCUGGCAGUGUUUUAUUGGACAAACGUUUCCGGGCUGAGUGUAAGAAUUAUGGGGUGAUUAUUCCAUACCCACCAUCCAACCGCUACGAAACGCUGCUCAAGCAGAGGCAUGUCCAGUUGCUAGGUAGAUCAAUUGACCUGAACAGGCUCAUUACCCAGCGUAUCUCAGCAGCGAUGUACAAAUCCUUAGACCAGGCCAUUAGCCGCUUUGAGAGUGAGGACCUGACAUCCAUAGUGGAGCUGGAGUGGCUCUUGGAAAUAAAUCGCCUGACUCACAGGCUGCUGUGCAAGCACAUGACUUUGGACAGCUUUGAUGCCAUGUUCCGGGAAGCCAACCACAACGUCUCUGCACCCUAUGGGCGCAUCACCCUCCACGUCUUCUGGGAGCUCAACUUUGACUUUCUACCCAACUACUGCUACAAUGGAUCCACCAACAGGUUUGUGAGGACAGCAAUCCCGUUCACACAGGAACCCCAGCGGGACAAGCCAGCCAAUGUUCAGCCAUAUUACCUCUAUGGAUCCAAGCCUCUCAACAUUGCCUACAGUCACAUCUACAGCUCCUACCGCAACUUCGUGGGGCCACCUCAUUUCAAGACCAUCUGCAGGCUUCUUGGCUAUCAAGGCAUUGCUGUGGUCAUGGAAGAGCUGUUGAAGAUUGUCAAGAGCCUGCUACAAGGCACCAUCCUGCAGUAUGUGAAGACACUGAUCGAAGUAAUGCCCAAGAUAUGCCGCUUGCCAAGACAUGAAUAUGGCUCUCCAGGAAUCCUGGAGUUUUUCCACCAUCAGCUGAAGGACAUCAUUGAGUACGCAGAGCUGAAGACUGAUGUGUUCCAGAGCCUCAGAGAAGUGGGCAAUGCCAUUCUCUUCUGCCUCCUUAUCGAGCAGGCUUUGUCCCAGGAAGAAGUUUGUGAUUUGCUGCAUGCUGCUCCCUUCCAAAAUAUUUUGCCCAGGGUCUACAUCAAAGAAGGAGAACGCUUGGAGGUGCGCAUGAAGCGUCUCGAAGCCAAGUAUGCCCCACUUCACCUGGUUCCCUUAAUAGAGAGGCUGGGCACUCCGCAGCAAAUAGCCAUUGCCCGGGAGGGUGACCUGCUGACCAAGGAGCGGUUAUGCUGCGGGCUGUCCAUGUUUGAGGUGAUCCUGACACGAAUUAGGAGCUACCUGCAGGACCCCAUCUGGCGCGGGCCACCCCCAACGAACGGGGUCAUGCACGUGGAUGAGUGCGUGGAGUUUCACCGGCUCUGGAGCGCCAUGCAGUUUGUGUACUGCAUCCCCGUGGGCACCAACGAGUUCACUGCAGAGCAGUGCUUUGGAGAUGGUCUGAACUGGGCAGGUUGCUCUAUCAUUGUUCUCCUUGGACAGCAACGGCGCUUUGACCUCUUUGACUUCUGCUACCACCUGCUGAAGGUGCAGAGGCAGGACGGGAAGGAUGAAAUCAUCAAAAAUGUGCCCUUGAAGAAGAUGGCCGACAGGAUCAGGAAGUAUCAGAUCCUGAACAACGAGAUUUUUGCCAUCCUGAACAAGUACAUGAAGUCUGUGGAAACAGACAGUUCCACGGUGGAGCACGUGCGCUGCUUCCAGCCCCCCAUCCACCAGUCGCUGGCCACUACCUGCUAG
Molecule: messenger RNA, 3852 nt
Organism: Nestor notabilis (Kea)
Lineage: Eukaryota; Metazoa; Chordata; Aves; Psittaciformes; Psittacidae
Product: cytoplasmic FMR1-interacting protein 2
Exons: 30
Coding region: 1-3852 (1283 amino acids)
Biological process (GO): cell projection assembly; regulation of actin filament polymerization; apoptotic process
Cellular component (GO): synapse; neuron projection
Molecular function (GO): small GTPase binding
Source: RefSeq, a predicted model, not a curated record